Molecule: messenger RNA, 438 nt
Organism: Saprolegnia parasitica CBS 223.65
Lineage: Eukaryota; Oomycota; Saprolegniomycetes; Saprolegniales; Saprolegniaceae
Exons: 1
Coding region: 13-351 (112 amino acids)
Source: RefSeq, a predicted model, not a curated record
AAGUAGAAUCCGAUGCCCCGCCAACAGCGCAACCAGCGGAAGCCCAAGGACGGCGCCGAGCCGUACUCGAAGCCCAAGGAAGGCGGCAAGGAUGGCGGCGCCAAGGGCCGGCGCAAUGGCCGUGGCGGCCGCGGUGGCCGCGGUGGCCGUGGCAGCAAGCCCAAGCCCAAGACCACGGAGGACCUCGACAAGGAGAUGGACGGCUACUGGAACAAGAGCGCCGAGCACGCCCAGAAGCAGCUCGACAACGACAUGGACGACUACUGGAAGAAGAAGGACGAAGUUGUGGCGGACGAGCCGGCCGAAGAGGCCGCGCCCGAGACGGCAGCCCAUGCUACGGCCGCCGAGUAAGACCCAUGGCUGACACGGGCGGGUCGAUAUUUUAUAAGCAUGAUCAAACACGAGAACCUUUCCGUCGCAACACGGUCAUGCAAGGCC